GCCUCUUGAAAAUCCAUACAUUAAACAGCCUCUCAUAUCUCUCAUUCACACAAACCAAUCAAACACUCAAAAUUCAUCAAAAGAAAAUCAGCCAAACAUGGCCUCCUCUGCUUUUGCUUCUUCAGCUAUUGCAGCUGUUGGCCUCUCUUCACCCAGUUCCCAAAAGAGUGGAUCAAUUGUGGGAGCAACAAAGGCUUCAUUCUUUGGAGGGAGAAAACUGAGACUGAGAAAGUACAGUACAUCACCGGCCGGAGCACGGUCGGUUACCGUUUGCGUCGCAGCCGAUCCCGAUAGGCCCAUCUGGUUCCCAGGCAGCGUCCCUCCGCCAUGGCUUGAUGGAAGCCUCCCUGGAGACUUCGGAUUUGAUCCCCUUGGUCUUGGAUCUGACCCUGAGACUCUGAGAUGGAACGUCCAAUCCGAGCUAGUCCACUGCAGAUGGGCAAUGUUAGGCGCUGCUGGAAUCUUCAUCCCUGAAUUCCUUACAAAGAUUGGAAUCCUCAACACCCCAUCAUGGUACACCGCGGGUGAGCUCGAAUACUUCACAGACACCACCACCCUUUUCAUCAUCGAGCUUAUUUUAAUUGGUUGGGCCGAAGGAAGGCGUUGGGCUGACAUACUCAAGCCAGGUUGUGUCAACACCGAUCCGAUUUUCCCCAACAACAAGCUCACCGGCACAGAUGUUGGGUACCCGGGUGGGCUGUGGUUUGACCCAUUGGGUUGGGGAAGCGGGUCACCAGAGAAAGUGAAGGAGUUGAGGACUAAGGAAAUUAAGAACGGAAGGCUGGCUAUGUUGGCUGUGAUGGGUGCAUGGUUUCAAGCUAUUUAUACAGGGACUGGACCUAUUGACAACCUCUUUGCCCACCUUGCUGAUCCUGGUCAUGCCACCAUUUUUGCUGCUUUCACCCCCAAGUGAUAGGAGCAAGUGAUCAAUCAUCCACCAAGCUAACUGGGAUUUAUGUGCUGGACAUUUUUGCAAACAUCUUUUGUGCAAGUUUCCAAGUGUCCUGUUUGUCUGAGUAGAAUUUGCAUUGCCUAUCUCUGUUUAUGUCUCCUGUAGAAAGAUCAUGCUGUGUACAAAAACCUCUUUGUUUGAACUUAAAUCCCAUAAAUAUAAUUCAUGUAGUAAUUGAUUAAAA
Molecule: messenger RNA, 1136 nt
Organism: Camellia sinensis
Lineage: Eukaryota; Viridiplantae; Streptophyta; Magnoliopsida; Ericales; Theaceae
Product: chlorophyll a-b binding protein 7, chloroplastic
Biological process (GO): photosynthesis, light harvesting
Cellular component (GO): membrane
Source: RefSeq, a predicted model, not a curated record